Molecule: messenger RNA, 994 nt
Organism: Columba livia (rock pigeon)
Lineage: Eukaryota; Metazoa; Chordata; Aves; Columbiformes; Columbidae
Product: olfactory receptor 2AT4
Biological process (GO): G protein-coupled receptor signaling pathway
Cellular component (GO): membrane
Molecular function (GO): G protein-coupled receptor activity; olfactory receptor activity
Source: RefSeq, a predicted model, not a curated record
UUCCUUCUUCAUCCUUGCAGGUGUUUUGACCAGCCCCACUAUGGAAAGCUGCAACAGCAAUGCUUCCGCUAAAGUCUUCUUCUUGGUGGGGUUUCCAGCCCUCCAGGAUUUCCAGACCUUCUUCGUUGUGUUCUUGCUAUUCUACCUGCUGAUCCUGGUUGGUAAUGCCAUCAUCAUCACCGUGGUUGUGGUCGACCAUAUGCUCCACAAACCCAUGUUCUUCUUCCUGAUCAACCUCUCUGUGUUAGACAUGCUGUUUACAACCACCACCAUCCCCAAAAUGCUGGCCAUGUUCCUGGUCGACGCUAAAACCAUCUCAUUGGGGCUGUUCCUGCAGAUGUACAGUUUUCACAGGUUGAUGGUAACCGAGGCGCUUCUGCUGGUGGUCAUGGCUUGUGAUCACUACGAAGCCAUCUGCAACCCCCUCCGUUACCCGGCCAAGAUGACAAGAAGACUGAACAUCCAGGUGGCAGUGAGUGCCUGGAUCAUUGCGCUGCUCAUACCCGUGCCCAUCAUCAUGCAGACCUCUCAGCUAACCUACAGGGACACCACCACAGUUCACCACUGCUUUUGUGACCACCUGGCAGUGUGCUUGGACUUCAGUGCCGAUUUCCAGACCUUCUUGGGGUUCUCCAUCGCUAUGACAGUGUCGGUCCUCCCUCUGUUGCUCGUCACCCUUUCAUACGUCCGCAUCAUCCUCUCCAUGCUAAAGAUCAACUCCAAAGAGGGUCGCACCAAAGCUUUUUCAACAUGUACCUCCCAUCUGCUUGUGGUGGGCACUUACUACUCCUCUAUCGCUGUGGCAUACGUGUCCUACAGAGCAGACAUCCCCACUGAUGUCCAUGCCAUGAACAACGUUGUCUUCUCAAUUUUAACUCCCUUGCUAAACCCCAUCAUUUACACUUUACGCAACAAGGAAGUAAAAUCUGCAGUUAAAAAGUCUAUUUCUCUGAAAAUCUUCCCCCUUCCUAAAAAAUUCAAUUUAUUUGGGUAA